UCAAAUUCAAAAAAUGACUACUGCUCCAAAAUACAACUGCGUUCUACUUUCUAUAUGUGUGUUCAUGAUUCUGAGCAUGUUCAUAAUCAUAACAACAAAAGCAACACCAACUUACAUGGCUUCUAACUGCACAAACACUUCUGCACCCAACACCAUUGUGGAUGACUUCUUCUUUCGUUUCUCCCGCCGCUAUCAUCGGUUUCUCCCGCCGCUAAAGAAAUUAGUAAAAAGUAAAGUGAUGUUGGAAACAGAGAGCGGCUUUGCUCCAUUUCUAUUAGGAAUUGAAUGCACACGAAUUCUAAGAAGAGAGGGAUUUGCUAGAUGGACGAAAAAUAGCCGUAAAAAAACUUUCAAAAGAUUCAGGACAAGGCACGAUACAAUUCAAAAAUGAGAUCGUGCUAAUAGCAAAACUGCAACAUAGAAAUUUGGUAACCUUGUAUGGAUUUUGCUCUGAAGAUCAAGAGAAAAUGCUUGUGUAUGAAUAUGUAGCUAAUAAAAGUCUAGAUUACUUCUUAUUUGAUCGUCAUACGAGAGUUUUGAGUUGGCAAGAAAGAUAUAGAAUCAUACGCGGAAUUGCCCGAGGAAUUCAUUACUUACAUGACCAAUCAAGACUUAAAGUCAUACAUCGUGAUCUCAAACCUAUAGCAAUAUAUUGUUAGAUGAGAUGAUGAAUCCAAAGAUAUCUGACUUUGGAAUCGCAAAAAUGAUUGAUAUAAAUCAACAUCAAGGAAAUACAGAGAGGAUUGUCGGAACUUAUGGUUAUAUGUCUCUCGAAUAUGUAAUGCAUGGACACUAUUCAGAAAAAUCCGAUGUGUUUAGCUUUGGAGUCAUAAUUUUAGAGAUAAUUAGUUCAAAGCGGAAUGCACGGAGUCUUGGUUCACUAGAUUUCAAUGACCUCUUAAGUUAUGCCUGGAAAAAUUGGAGGGAUAAAAAAGAGCUACAAGUAUUGGACUCUAAUAUUGUAGAAAAGUCAUUUUGUUACAGUGAAGUAAUAAAAUGCAUUCAAAUUGGUUUGUUAUGUGUGCAACAAAAUCCAGAUGAUAGACUAACAAUAGAAAGAGUUGUCUCGUAUCUGAGUAGUGCAUCAGUGGAGUUACCAUUGCCUCAAGAGCCUGCAAGAUUCAUGGCUAAUGGAACAGAUCCAAGCAUGAUACCGAGGGUUAAUUCCUCGGUCGAUGAUAUGACAAUGAGUCUUACUUUUCCUCGAUAGUGGUAGUAAGAGUUUAACAUUAUAA
Trifolium pratense (red clover) is the source of this 1235-nucleotide messenger RNA. Its product is annotated as cysteine-rich receptor-like protein kinase 10. Gene Ontology annotation, molecular function: ATP binding; protein kinase activity. Bases 665 to 1210 code for a protein of 181 amino acids. Gene Ontology annotation, biological process: protein phosphorylation. NCBI's taxonomy places the organism in Eukaryota, Viridiplantae, Streptophyta, Magnoliopsida, Fabales, Fabaceae. The transcript has 5 exons. The record is from RefSeq and is a predicted model, not a curated record.